Messenger RNA from Annulohypoxylon maeteangense, 5517 nucleotides. Its product is annotated as ankyrin. The record is from RefSeq and is a predicted model, not a curated record. The transcript is spliced from 2 exons. Gene Ontology annotation, molecular function: protein binding; protein kinase activity; ATP binding. Gene Ontology annotation, biological process: protein phosphorylation. NCBI's taxonomy places the organism in Eukaryota, Fungi, Ascomycota, Sordariomycetes, Xylariales, Hypoxylaceae. Bases 160 to 5370 code for a protein of 1736 amino acids.
CUUUUUCGUCAAAACGACGGCAAAGGCAUUUUAAUACGCGUCUAGAUCAAUGCAGUCAGCGAGCAUCAAACAUGUGAAGUUUAUAAAAUAAUUGAUUAUCUCCUAAUAACUGUUCAAUUGCCUUCGGAACUUAAACUUCUACUCAUCGGAUUUUUAGUCAUGGAACGCUCUGGACGUUUAGAAUUAAGCCUCAAAUCCGAGGAGCCAAUCUUGGGAGGGGGCAGAUUGUUGACAGCACCCUCGUCUGAAUGGUACCAAUAUCCCUAUCAGAAAGAUGAUCCCAACGACCCCGAAAGAUACAUCACAUUCCACGAAAUCAACGAAGCAGCUGAAAAGCACAAUGUCCCGUCUAUUCCCAUUGACGAUCUUGGAGUACAAUUAGGCGACAGCUCAUCGCGAGAGAUGUUCGCCCUUGGCAGUGGGUCAACUUCACAAGUCAUACAACAUGUCACCGGCGAAGAUACCAAACAUAUCGUGCCACCAAACACUACCGUCGCAGUCAAGUUCUUCCGUGCUCAAAAUGAAAAUGAUGACGUUACCCAGGAUUCGGAGGUCAAACGCGAAGUCUACAAGGCUAUUCUAAGCGAGAUCCAUACAGCCUUUCGAACGUCUCUUCGUGGCCACCCAAACCUUGCUCAGCCGCUCUUCGUUGGAUGGCUCAAGGGAAACCAGUUCCCCGUGUUAGCCAUGCAGCUUGGAGACCAUGGCUCUUUGGAUCUAAUAAUACGAACGGCCAACUCCAGCCUCUCGGCUACCGAGAAACGACAUAUCACCUUUGACGUUGCCCUUGGCCUUCAAGCAAUUCAUCGCGCCGGGCUCGCCCAUGGUGACCUAAAACCGGACAACAUAUUGGUCAUGACCCAUAAUGACCCAUCACGCCAACUCAUUGCCAAACUGUCUGAUUUCGGGGGUAGCUUCCAGUUGACCGGACAACAGCUCAGCAGGCCGGCUCAUAUCACCCCUAUGUGGUGUGCUCCAGAGGUUAUCAACCACGAUCCUGGCAUAGAUUGGCAGAAGGCAGACGUCUAUUCGCUUGGGCUCGUUAUGGGUAGCCUGUGGGCUGCCGAUUACGGGAAGCUAAUGCAAAAGUUGGGGCGGCGAAGCUCCUGCUUUCUAUCAAGACCCAACCAAGAAGACGAGGAAGAAGACUGGCUUUGGGCUGUUAAAAGUAGUCCGAAUGGGUGCGUUGACGUACUCAAGCAGGCUCUAGAGUACACCUUCCUCGAUGGGUUCCCACUCGAGAAGGCUGAUAACGCCGAGCUGCUUGAAAUUCUGACGCCAACGCUACAUAGGUACUUCUGGAGGAGACCUAAUACGGGCGAUCUACUUAAAUCGCUUAGGGACUUCGAGGGAGAAACGGGUCGGAAUAUAUUGGAAGAGGAUGAAGUUGCGGCGAAUGGACAUCUGACCGGGAAAGAUGUGACAGCAGACACCAAGUCUAAACAUACCCGAGAAGAUGAUCUGAAGUUCAGAGAAAUUACCUUCGAGCAAUGCUCAUUUGCUACUGAGGAUUUCGGAAGCCUACUAAACCACUGGGACAGUAGUCAAGAUACUGAUAUUCCGCCACGAGCUCUAUCUCACGACGAACUCUUCGACAACCUGCGCCGUGCUAUGAUGCGUCUGACUCCCCCUAAAUUCUUCCAAAGUCCAGGUUGUCUAGCUCGCCCCGGCGCGCAAGCACGUCUAGCACGCUUGUCAUGGGAAUUGGCAAUGUGUCAUUAUUUCGGGAAGGGAACAUCAUCGAACUUAGACAUAGCGCUAAGAUGGAUGCGUAUCUCGGCCCUUUGUGGAUCUAGAAAAGCGAUGCAUAUAACCUCACUGAUGGCCACAGAGACGACGACACAAUCCCGGUUUCCUAUACGGCUAUGCUUAUCAUUACUUGCCCUUUCUGGAUCAGACUUGGCUCUAGAACGACUCUCUAUUGACUGGCCAGAUCUUUUCAAAAUAAUUAGAGAAAUCAUUCGAGAGCGAUAUUUAGCUUACCAGAUGGUCAAGGAACAACAAGGGGAUGCGAUUUACCUCCAUACACUCGAACCUUACCGAAACUUGAGCCAUCCUUCUGGGUCACUAGUAACAAUACAACAAGCUAUGGAAACUGGAGCUAUUGACGAGAUCGAGCAAAUCCUCGACGGGAGUUUAAUGGUAGAGGACUUGAACCGCUUGCUACCGGAUCUACUCCAUUGGCUGGUAUAUCUAACCGACGCCGAAGCUUCAGCACUAGCUACACCAGCCUUUGAGAGAGGUGCAAGAUUAGAUGCCCUUCGCAAGUGCGAAUCGCCCUUCAUUGGAGCAAAGCCGGUAAUGGACACGGUUUACUCGCCUAUAUCAUCCGCUAUAAUCCACGGAAAGCCGCAGCUAGCUCUUGCGAUAUUCUGUCUUCACAUUGAGUCCGAUACGCCUAUUAUUGAUUUUCCGACUGCUCUAUUCCUAAGCUUUAGGUACUUGCAACCUCAAGUCGGCGAGAUACUACUCGGAUUACUUCAGUCGAAUCCCUCGAUGUGUCGCAACGAUACAAUGCCGUGGAUAUUCAAAGAAGCACAUCUUCACAGCCUCCGUAGCCUCGCAAUUUCCUGGAUACACAAAGAAGCCCCUCUUAAUGAGCUCCUUACCUAUACCAUGUACGAUGAUGACCUAACGGAACUUGAGCGACGGGCUAUCAACGGUAGUGAUUUUGAUGACAGGUAUAAAAGCUGUCUAAAAGUUCUUCUAGAGAGCGGCGCAGACCCAACGGAAGGAAUUUCCAUCAAGAACCCUUUGUAUAACGCCAUUAUUCACGAUGACCUGGUCAGCCUUCAGCUAUUCAUUCGGCACAUUCAAUCCCACCAGUCUCCUAACUUCUCCCUUCUUGACCAUUUACAACAUACUAAGAAGCUAGGAUCUGAGAAUAUCGAAAACCCAGCGCUACUAUGUUGCAUUGCGUUCAACUCCAUUCGCUGCUUCGAGUUCCUAAUAAAAGAGUUUCCGACUUUAAUGUUCAGCUCUGUUGAUGACCACGGCCAUACUCCACUCCGGUAUGCAUGUUCACACCCACAGGGGGCUAGCUUCGUCAAACUACUUCUAGAGAAUGGCGCCGACACGACAGCCGUGGACCUUUCGUUGGGUGUUUACAGCGUCCUUUUCGCGGCACUGGCCGAUGGCUACUUGGAGACGGCGAAUCUCAUAGCGGAUAGAUGCUCUGCCCAAGAUCUAGACCAAUGGAUGUCCAUCAAUGAUGAUGGGACGUCCAUGUUCGUCUAUAUUCUUUUCAGAUCCCGUGAUAUCAAAUCUACAGGCGGGGUUCAAUGGUUUAUUGACCGUGGAGGAGCUCAUUUUUACGGACCCGACUACAUACCAGUUUGGUACACCCUUUUUGCAGAACCCAGACCGACUCGCCAAUCAGAUCGGGCUCAUACGGAACUCCUACGUGUUCUACUCAGCCACGAAAUGUUCUCCGAUAAGCUCAAUACGGAACGUCGGGGAGGCAUGGCACUAAUCCAUUUCCUUGUUAAGAACGGCUAUGUCGAAGCCGUGAGACUCCUCCUAGAAUGGAAAGCCGAUAUCAAUGUAGAAAUGACUAUUGGGGAUGAUACCCAAAGGAUAACCGCUCUUGACCUUGCAUAUAUAAGUCUCCGUGGUGAGGAAUAUCCUCCCGGGGUCAUGGCGGGAGGCAGGUUUGAGAUGGAAAGAUGGGUAGAAGAUAUUCACUUGAUCAUACGCCUAUUACGUGCAGCAGGAGGAAAGAACGCAUUGAUGGGAGAUCAGCAAACACAGUUGUUAGAAUCCAUACAAUCAAAGAUGUCCACGGGAGAGCUCAACACGCACAACCUCAUGUUCACCAAACACCGCGAGUACCGCGGACACUGGCCUCGCCCGUUACCUUCUGGGGAAAGUAGCGACCCCGUCCAAAAAUUCAUCGAAACCCAACUAGCCAAGACUGGAAUCGCCAAGGACCAACUCGACCUCUUUGUCGAUAACUAUGAGCAUGACCUGCAAGAGGCGAAAAGGCUCUCAUUAAUCGAGCGGACUGGUAUAAAGCAAGAUAAUUCAAAAUCGUCGAACGAUCCAUCGAAAAGGGCCCCAAUGCUACAUAAGACCUGGCGACUCCCCCCAGGAUGGGGAUUUGUCGCGGCUUUGGGGCUGAUACACAUGGAGUUCUAUGUCAAUCUCGAGACAGGCGAAAUGUCAGAUCAAAAGCCGGAACUCUAUUGUGGAGAGCAUGACGAAAGAAGCCCCUAUGAUAGGAAGGGCAAGGGCAAAGCCACCGCGACAUCGAAUGAUAGAGGAGACGAGCUGCCCAUGAUCCUGAUAGUCGCACUCCCCCCUGACUCCCCACUAGUCCCCAUAUUCAGGGAGGUUACCGGCCAGAGUGAGUCAGUUACUGAUGAUCGCCCCUUCAAUAAGAAUGGCUAUAGCGCGUUCGGGCUAUGCAACAGCGCCGAUACCGUGAAAGACUUCAACCGAACAUUCAAUGGAAUGACCCUAGCACGGAUGGUGAUUCACAAAGUCAUGACUCGCGCUUCAGUUGAAUGCGAUAUCGUCCCUGGUAGCAGAAGCUUCAUAGACCUGACAAGAGACAUUGCCCGGAAAAGUUGGGAUGGCCUACCGCCGCGGGCGGAAGUCCUCAUUGGAGAAAUCCUAGAGGAUGCAUUCGCAGGGAAAAACAGCAUCGACAAGGUAAAGGAUUUCGUCAAAGCAACUGGUAUGGUCGAUAAAGAGGACUAUCUUGGCUCGACCCCAUAUCAAUUGGUAAAUCUUGGGAGACCACUUCAUGAUGCUAUCUUCCGCGACGACAUGGAGGCCUUCGGAAAGGCGAUCGAAAAGGUAGUCGAAAAGGGCGAAUUAGAGAGCGAGAAUUGGGAGGGCCAGACACCACUAGAACUGGCAAUUUUCCUCGACCACGUUGACAUGGCGUCCAUCCUACUAGCCCAUGGAGCGAAGAUACCCGACAAGCUGAUUCUUACGACAGGUCUGCCAGCUCUCCACUACACGGCCAUUAGAGGAAAUAUGGAAAUGACAAAGCUCCUCCUUGACUCCGGCAUAGACCCGAAUAGCCCUUCACCAGAAGGGACCGUCCCGUUGCAAUUAUGUUUCGGUUUCAACCCGGAAAUGGCCCUGUUGCUGAUGGAAAACGGGGCAGAUUUCGAAUUGGCACAUCGGAUCUAUCUUUUGUCAGAGAUGACGAAACUGCACGAAGACUCAUGGGAGAACGUCACCGAACCGAUGUCAGAGGCAGAUCCGAACGGCAAUGACACGGAGAAAGAUCCCAUAACCUACGACGAGGCACGGCAAAGCGACGCAGGAGCAUCGUCCGCUAUUUUGGACUCACGCACUGCUGAGGACGACCGAGAUAUGCUAGCGCACGAACCAAGGAACAACAUGAUCGCAACCUAGAUAAUGCGAAGGCAAACCACACGUUCACGAUAUUCCACAAGACUGAAAAACCAAAACAACGAAUAAUGUUCCAACCAAAUUACUGAAAAAAAAUAUCCAAACCCCACGAAUAAUGAUACACGAAUCACUCCAUAAGGCCCACCUGCU